Molecule: messenger RNA, 2307 nt
Organism: Platichthys flesus (European flounder)
Lineage: Eukaryota; Metazoa; Chordata; Actinopteri; Pleuronectiformes; Pleuronectidae
Gene: gprc5c
Product: G protein-coupled receptor, class C, group 5, member C
Exons: 5
Coding region: 311-1567 (418 amino acids)
Biological process (GO): G protein-coupled receptor signaling pathway
Cellular component (GO): plasma membrane; intracellular membrane-bounded organelle; signaling receptor complex
Molecular function (GO): G protein-coupled receptor activity; protein kinase activator activity
Source: RefSeq, a predicted model, not a curated record
CAAGUCGUGUGAGGAGAAGCUCCGACACUCACUGGACGUUUUCUUCGUGUAGAUGAUUUAUCUCAGUUUCACGUGUUGAGGCUCCAGCUCCUCGGCCUCACCUCCAUCUUCAGGGCGUCUUCACGAAUCUGCUGCAGCGGCUCAUUCGUGACUUUUUGCCUUGUGCAUAUUUAAUUUUCUUCAUUUCCUCUGUUUCGUGAUGAGACUGUGAAUCUGCGUUAACCACAGGUCUGAGUCUCACACAGGAAACUGAAGCAGCUGCUUCACCUGAAACAAGAACAUCAGUCCUGUUCCAGAGACACGUCUCCUGAUGGCAGCCAACAACACGCCUCGGGGCUGCGGCCCUGACGUGGACUCGCUCUACCACAACCUGUGUGACCUCGGGGCCGUGUGGGGGGUGGUGCUGGAGGCCUUGGCGGCGGCCGGCGUCGUCUUCUCCUUCGUGCUCUUCAUCUCGCUGCUGGCCAGCUUGCCCUUCAUGAAGGACAAGGGCCGCAAGAGCUCGGUGGCUCUGCACGCCGGCUUCCUGGUCUUCACCGGCGGGCUCUUCUGCCUCACCUUCGCCUUCAUCGUGGGGAAGGACUUCUCCACCUGCGCCUCCCGGAGGUUCCUGUUCGGCGUGCUGUUCGGCGGCUGCUUCUCGUGCCUCCUGAUGCAGAGCGUGAGGCUGAACCUCCUCGCCCGGCGGGACAGAGGGCCCCCGGCCUGGGCUCUGUGUCUGGGGGCGAUGGGGCUGUGGCUGGUGGAGGUGGUCAUCAACACGGAGUGGCUGAUCCUCACGGUGGUGCGCCACCCGCUGCUGCCGCUCAACCUCACGGCCGAGAGCAGCAGAGCCACAGCCACGCCCUGCAACAUCGCCCACCAGGACUUUGUCAUGGCGCUGAUCUACGUGAUGACCCUGAUCCUGGCGGUGGUGGUGGCCAGUCUGGCCGUCAUGGCGGGCAAACACAACCGGUGGAAGAGGGAAGGCGCCUGCGUCCUCCUGAGCGGCCUGUUCUCCGUGGGCAUCUGGGUGGCGUGGAUCGUUAUGUACGUCUACGGCAACGAGCGGCACGGGGGGCCCACGUGGGACGACCCCACCUUGGCCAUCGCCUUGGUGGCCAACGCCUGGGUGUUCCUCAUCAUCUACACCAUCCCAGAAAUCUGCUGUUCCACCAGCGAGGACGAGCCUGAGCCGAGCCCCGGAGACGAGCCGUACCCGAGCCAGGGAGUCGGCUACGAGAACAUCCUGAAGGAGCAGGGCGCCCAGAGCAUGUUCAUGGAGAACAAGGCCUUCUCCAUGGACGAGCCCACCCCAGGCAUCAAACCUGUGUCGCCGUACAGCGGGUACAGCGGGCAGCUGCGUAGCUCCGUGUACCAGCCCACUGAGCUGGCUCUCAUGUCCAAAGCGAUAGGAAACCCUCGUCCAAUCCCGUCCCAGGACCUGGUCAUCCCCCGAGCCUCCACCGCCUCCGCCGCCGACAGCGGGAGCAGCUCCGCCUCCUCGCUCGCCAGGAGCGGGAACGCUGCGUCGGCUCAGACCAAUGGAAAUAGUGGGAACGGUCUGCACAGGACGUCCCAGUGGUGAACAUGUCUGGACCCCCCCCCCCCCCCCCCCCGGUAGAUGAACUUCACUUCACGUCUUUACACCUGCUGACUGUGCGCUUGCUGUUGUCCGUGGUUCGCUGAGCGGGUUCUAAGAGGAACCCUCAGCCCGACAUGUGGAGGUGAUCCCAGGAUGAGCGGCUGAUGGAAAACAGAUAAACCUUCUAUUGACUGGUUCCCUCCGAGUUCAACACACAACAAAGACUUUCACAAAGGUCGUGAUUCAGCGUGAGCCGCUGCCACAGACGAGGGCCACGCUGCUGACCACGCAGAACCCCGGGGAGAAUAGUUUAGCUUCAUGUGGGGGGGGGGGGGGGGGGGGGGCAGGCAAGUAAACACAAGUGCAAAACCUCUUUCCUGCACACACACACACACACACAUACACACACUAUUGUUGAUAAACAAAAGGUUCAUGUGUAAAAUUCCGCCGCUGCUUUAGAAUUCAUGUAAAUAGAUUUGAUUGUGCAUGUAAGAAUUGUAUGAAUAUUUAUAUUUAAUGAUAUUUAUAGCACUACGGGUGCUAUUUAAUUAUUUUCUAUAAUUUUUAAUGAUAACCCAGACAACAGAAAGCUGACAUCCCAACAUCUAUCGAUACUUGGUCGUAAAAGUCUCCAGAGAUUUAAACUCAAACUCAAAUUAAUUCUGUGUGGGAGUUGAGUCAUAACUUAAUGUACUGAGAUGAUUUGUUUUUAAAUGAAACAGCAAAUAAAAGUUGUGAUGUUA